Homarus americanus (American lobster) is the source of this 5527-nucleotide messenger RNA. RefSeq names its product potassium voltage-gated channel protein Shab-like. Lineage: Eukaryota; Metazoa; Arthropoda; Malacostraca; Decapoda; Nephropidae. The record is from RefSeq and is a predicted model, not a curated record. Gene Ontology annotation, molecular function: delayed rectifier potassium channel activity; protein binding. Gene Ontology annotation, biological process: protein homooligomerization; potassium ion transmembrane transport. Gene Ontology annotation, cellular component: membrane; voltage-gated potassium channel complex.
CCCCCCCGACAAGAGAGCUGAUGGACACGAUGGACGACGACAAGGAGGAGGGGGCGGCAGGCGUGGGUCCUCGGCGGGGCUCACGCGCCUCCACAGCCGCUCCAUGACCUCCUCCCCCAGGCCCUUCAUGAUCAUGCGCUCCCAAAUCAACCGCCGCGUCCAACUCAACGUAGGCGGCGUGCGGCACGAGGUGCUUUGGCGCACGCUGGAGCGUCUGCACACCCGCCUUGGCCGCUUGCGGGAGUGUAACACACAUGAGGCCAUCAUGGAGAUCUGCGACGACUACUCGCUCAUCGACAACGAAUAUUUCUUUGACCGGCACCCGCGAUCAUUCUCCUCCAUCCUCAACUUUUACCGCACGGGGAAGCUUCACCUGGUGGAGGAGAUGUGCGUCCUCGCCUUCUCUGACGACCUCGAGUACUGGGGCAUCGACGAGCUGUACCUCGAGUCUUGCUGUCAGCACAAAUACCACCAGCGCAAGGAACACGUCCACGAGGAGAUGCGUAAGGAGGCAGAGUCCCUUAGGCAGCGGGAGGAGGAGGACUUCGGAGACGGGUGGUGCGCGCCCUACCAGAAGUUCCUGUGGGAUCUACUAGAGAAGCCACAGACGUCCCUCGCUGCCCGGGUGCUGGCUGUGAUCUCCGUGAUCUUCAUCGUCAUGUCGACGCUUGCGCUCGUGCUCAACACAGUGCCGAGCUUUCAGGGUCCCGAGCAAGGAGACAAUGAGAAACUGGCCAUGGUGGAAGCAGUGUGCAUCACCUGGUUCACGCUCGAGUACGUCCUGCGGUUCGCCGCAAGCCCCAACAAGUGGAAAUUCUUUAAAGGCGCAAUGAACGUUAUAGACUUACUCGCCAUUCUACCCUACUUUGUUUCCUUGUUCCUUAUAGAGUCAAACAAACACACAGACCAAUUCCAGGACGUGAGAAGGAUCGUUCAGAUCUUCAGAAUUAUGAGAAUUCUCAGAAUUCUAAAGCUUGCCCGACACUCGACGGGUCUUCAAAGUUUGGGUUUUACUCUGAAAAAUUCAUAUAAAGAGUUAGGUUUGUUGAUGUUGUUUUUAGCCAUGGGCGUGUUAAUCUUUUCGAGCCUCUGCUAUUUUGCGGAAAAAGACGAAAAUCCUGUGUACAAAAGUAUACCCGAGACUUUCUGGUGGGCGGGCAUCACCAUGACAACGGUGGACGGAGACAUGUACCCCAUCACUCCUCUGGGCAAGGUGAUUGGAUCCGUGUGUUGUAUCUGUGGUGUGCUGGUCAUUGCGCUGCCCAUCCCCAUCAUCGUCAACAACUUCGCCGAGUUCUACAAGAACCAGAUGCGACGCGAGAAGGCCCUCAAGCGCCGUGAGGCCCUCGAGAGAGCCAAGAGAGAAGGCUCUAUAGUCUCCUUCCACCACGUCAACCUUCGCGACGCCUUCGCCAAGUCCAUGGACCUGAUAGACGUCAUCGUGGACACAGAUGGAUUAGUUGCUCAUGAUGUCCCAAAAAUAGUUGCAUCCGGUCACAACAUGUCCCAGGCAGAUGCCAACUCGGUGGCUGGGGAGUCGAUGCGUGCCGGACAAACAGGCACGGGUUGCUACAAGAACCACGAACAUCACAUGGGUCGCCUGCAGAAGGAGGCGCAGCAGGGCGAGGGUGGUGAGCCGGGGGUGAUCACUAACGCCCCCGCGCCCAACAUACUCGACCUCCCGGCCACCGAGGAACAGCGACCACCAGCCUCACCAGACUACCAGACUCCGGAGUUGAAGAGAAAGGAACGACAGCUUCUAACUCUUGGGGACACAGUCAAUGAGCUUGAUUGUUGUUUUUGCUCCACUAAGGACGCAGCAGCUCCCCCGGCCACCAGACACGUCGGCAACAACAAUGAGGCGGAGGGUCCCAGUAGCCGCUACCUUGCCUCCGAGUCACAGCCCAGUAUAUUUAACCAGGACUACAAGGAGUUCAUAGACGCGGAAUGCCUGGUGCCGGCGCCGGUGACGGAGGCGCCCUUCCCCAUAGAGCUGCGGCCGCUCAAGACCCAGGACGGGUCCAGGAAUGGUGGGGGCGCGGGGCACGACCUCGCCUCCAUGGACUCUACCGACACCUUCGCUUCUUGCCCCACCCACCCCUUCAACUCCCAGGCCGACCUCACCGACGACCAGCCUAACAACAAAGAUUCCAACCUUUAUGUGAAUCCCCUCGACGCGGACGGCUACCAGUCCCCAACUACAGCAACCGCUAGCGCGGCUGCAACGCCCCGCACACCCACUCCACGGUCGUCGCCGCGCCACAGGCCAAUACACCGCCCUCAGGGCUACACCACAGACUCCUUUGACGACACGCGGAGCACCGACAACCUCCUGGGCAGCAGCCGCUCUUCUCUGCAGGACUCCCCACUGCCCAAGCACCGCCGCGCGCGCUUCCAGGAGGAGAAGCCGAGACCGUUCAGCCGGCUACUGGAGUCCGUGGAGAGAGCGCGGGCAGCGAGGGAAGGCUCAGCCGCAGACAAGCCCAACAAGAUCACCAAUAGAGGUCGCAGCGGUAGCAAAUCAUCGCUAGGCGGAGACUCGCUGGACUCGAAGCGGUCACAUGGCUCUCCGGAGCGGCGGAAGUCCAUCCUGAAGCACCGAGACCCAGAGACCGAGCAGCUGCUGCCGGACCUCACCUACGACCCGCCGCCUGGCGACCACGAGAAGCUGGGCAGACCCACUCUUAAGGGCAUCGGGCCGAGGGCGGGCGGGAAGCCUCACGCCCUCCCCGUCAAGUUCGUGGGCGUGGACGAAGAGGAGGACAGCAACCGCCCGCGCCGCAUCCUGCCCCGUUCUCCCAUGCCGAGGAGACAUCCACAGAGAGCACCGCUUGCGGACCUAUUCGCGGAUUUUGCGGGGCAGGAGAAGGCGGCGCGGGAUGAGGCGACCCCCGAAAAUAUCUUAAAAGAUUCACUCGAGUUCAAUCUGGUCUCGACGGCGGCGAGCCUUGAUCAGCGUAACGCCAACACGGUGCUGCGCUGCUCUAAGGCGCCAUGUUUGUAUAACCAGCCUGCCUCCACCUCGCCCAUGGCCAUGUCCCCUGACGAGGUGGGCGAGCCGCUGCUCUGCCUGUGUGGUGCACCCAUGACCCCGGUGGCAGCCACGCCCUCGCCCACCAUCAUCACGCCCACCAGCGCCCUCUCCAAUGCCCGCCCAGUCACGGAGAACUGCCUCCUCACCGAUGACCUCAACAAUGGCCCCGCCACUCUGCGAGACAUCGAUGACUUGCUGUUCGCCGACCACACGCCCACUGAGGAGACCCACCUCCUCGACCGUUCUCUCUCCAUCCCACACAACAACUCCGGCCUUAACAGCUAACCCGUUGUGGUACGCUCGUCCAAAUACAGUCUUCAUACACGCCUCUGGCAGGAGACCUUAGGCGCCAGCUAAACACCUCCGCCUCUUCCUUCUCUUCUUCCUCUUUCUCUUCCUUCCUCCCCUGGUCCUCCUCUACCCUCACUCGUAGUGUCGUCUUAGACUUCGAGAAUUUGUUAUAUAUGAUCAUGGAAAGGGAGAGAGAGUGGCUAGCUAGUAUGGAAAGACAGAGAUGGUGCUAAGAUAAUCUGGUGAUCUGGAGAGAUGCAGAGAGAGAGAGAGAGUGGGAAGUUGUUAUGGCAGACCAGAGAGAGUGGCAAGUUAAUAAGGUAAGGGACACAGAGAUUGUAUGGUAAACUUGGAGAGUGGCAAGUUAGUUUGGGAACUAAAGAGAGUACAAGUCAGUAUCGCAAGUUUGCAUGGCAACCUAAAAAGUAUAGGAAUAUAUUGAACCGGUGGAGUAGCAAGUUAUUUGGCAACGAAAGAAGUAUGUGAGACGAAAGCUUUUGGCAACCUUGACAGGGUGGCAACCAUAGUGUGUGACAGAGAAUGGCAGAAUACAGGAUGGCAAAGACAUCAUGACAUGAUAUAAAAGUAUAGUUUGGCGUAGUGUAACAAUUUGGAAUAGUGUGGUGAGCCAGAGUCAAUGGCAAAACGGUGAAUAUGGCAAGUCCUACGAGUAUGGCAGAUUAGAGAAUAGUAUUGUACUCCAGAAAGCGUGGCAUCUCAGAAGAGACGAGAUGAUUAUAUGGCAAGAUUGAGUGGCAGUCCAGCGUGAAAAAUUAGAGUUUAUAGCAAGCCAGAGUAUAAGGCAAGCCAGAAUGAAUGGCAACCCAGAGUGUAAGGCAAACCGGGUGUAAGACAAGCCAGGUGUGGAGCAAACUGAAGUGUUAGGUAGGCUAGAGUGUAUGGUAAGCCAGCGUGUAUGGCAAAUCGGGUGUAUAACAAGCCAGAAUGUAACGUGAUCCAGUGAAUGUGACGUGUGUGUGUUAAGAUAGCGUGUAUAGGAGGCCACGGUGGAGCACAGUGAAGAGGUACCCAAGAAGUACUUGGCUACAGAGGGCGUCAAGCCACGCAUGUGUGUAUGUGUGUGGCUUUAGUCGGGGAGUUCAUCAAACCGCCUAAGAGUGUGGCUAAAGGCGGAGAAUUCGUCAAGGCAUCCAUGUGUGUGGCUUUAGCUUGUGAGUUCGUCAAGCCACCCGGGGAGUUUGUCAAGCCAUCUCAGAAGACUACAUAAACCAGCGAAAGUGGGACUCCUUGGUGUGUUCGUGGCCAGUGAGGGGCCGCGCCUGGUCAGGUGAAUCAACACAAGUCAAGACGGCGCGGGAUCACCAGUAUGUGUAGUGACGUAACCUCUACCUUCAUUUGGCUCUUAAUUGAAAAAAAAAUAAAAUAAAAUAAAAAAUAAGUAAGGUGUCUAAAUUAGAUGUAUUGUUAAGUCAUAGGUGACGUGGAGGUUGUGAUCCCAAGAGUUGUGCAGUGUGUAAGAUAUGGCAAUAAAUAACUCGAUGAGAAACGUGUUGAUCAGACCUUAUUUGAUGAAUUAAUAGAACAGUGGAGCCUUAGAAGCAGCAAAAUUGGGCAAUUUUUAAUGGUGGGUUUGUCGGUGAGUCCGCCCCCCCCCCCCCCCAGCAGUAUUGAUGCAAGUAUCGUGCGUAGCUGUGGCCCUCGACAUCGCAGGUCAGCAUCUCCCUAGCCUCUUCUCCCGCUAAAACAAAUGAGCAUCGUAAUCCCCAAACGAGAAUAUUAACAAUGUUUAGAUCGUUGUCGCUCAAACCUUUCGUCCAUGUCAUUCAAGUUGAUAAUGGAGAGUUUAAACUUCUGAUACAUACAAAUUGAUACUACUUGGUAUUUAAAUACAAUAUUCGUAACUUGAUCUUCUCUCAAACUGCCGCCUGCGAAGCCGUUGGUCACUGUAGGUUCUAGUGUAAAGUAAUUACUGUAGUUCUGUAGCGGCGACGCCAACGUGAUAAAACCUAGGAUUUACCAGCUUUGUGCGCCUACAAGCCAUUCCGCCAGACAGUCAGCCAAGCAGCCAGCCAGCGCCGCCUUCCGUGUCUGUUAAACUUUGCUAUUCGCACCAUCACCAGCCAGUGUGCUCGUCGCAUGGGACACUCGCCACUGGCCUCAACAAGCUCAGUGUCACUUCAUAAAAUUAAGACAAAAAUAAGAAAUUACUGUUAUUAUUAUUAUUAUUAUUAUUAUUAUUAU